AUCUACGUCAAGGAUCUGACGGUCAAGACGAUCGUCGUGGAUGUCGAUGGCGCGAACACGGUGGCGGAAAUGAAGACGAAGAUCCAGGACAAGGGCGGUAUACCCCCUGACCAGCAGCGCCUCAUCCUCGCCGGCAAGCAGCUCGAGGACGACCGCACGCUCCAAGAUUGCAACGUCCAGAAGGAGUCCACGCUGUGCCUUGUGGGGCGCCUGCGCGGCGGCCAAGGCUUCCAGGUCUUCGUGAAGACCGUGACGGGAAAGACCAUCACGCUGAACAACGUGACACCCGAGACCGCCGUCGAGGCACUCAAGGACCAGAUCCAGGAUAAGGAGGGCGUCCCAGCCAACCAACAGAGGUUGAUUUUUGCUGGCAAGCAGCUGGAGCCCAACUACACCGUGGCGCACUAUCAUAUCCAGCCGCAGUCCACCCUGCACCUGGUGAUGCGGCUGCUUGGUGGCAGCCGCUAA
Molecule: messenger RNA, 468 nt
Organism: Ostreobium quekettii
Lineage: Eukaryota; Viridiplantae; Chlorophyta; Ulvophyceae; Bryopsidales; Ostreobiaceae
Source: the annotation of a GenBank genome assembly